Porites evermanni is the source of this 712-nucleotide messenger RNA. The record is from the annotation of a GenBank genome assembly. NCBI's taxonomy places the organism in Eukaryota, Metazoa, Cnidaria, Anthozoa, Scleractinia, Poritidae.
AUGUCUGAAGAUCUUCUGAUGCAGUUAGAGGCAUUUGUCUGUGAUAUGUAUGUCUCAAAGAACGGUAUCUCAGACGUGAAUCAAUGCAGAUAUUCGGUCUUCUGUGCAAAGAAAGGUAAUAAUAAUAAUAAAAAUUAUAAUAAUAAUAAACUUUAUUAAAGUGUCAUAUGAGGUUCGCUAAUCAGAGACACCUAGCUAUCUCCAUAAUAUUAAGAAAUUAGAUCACAAUAACAAAGAAAUACAUUCACCGAUAAAUGUAAAUGUAAAUGUUUUCCCGCCCCGUACCUAUGAUAUAUAUUCAUAUAUUCAUUCAGGUGAAGCGGAAUUCCAUCAGCUGCCUCCAUGCCAAGACAGCUUGGACAAACAUUGCCGGCGAGCCAACUAUCAAGCGGCGAUAUGGAAAAAUUCUCUACUAAACAACGACAUUCCAUCCCCAGUUGGUCAUGGCUGGUCUCUUGUAAAUGACAGAGCUCCAGAGAGAUUGCUGAUAGAUUGGAUGAGUGGACUCCCGGCACCAACAGCUGUAAUAGAGCUUAUGUCAUGUAUGUGCAAGAAGGCCUGUAAUGAUGAUUCAUGUGACUGCAUUCGAAAUGGCUUAAAGUGCUGCGACCUUUGCCGCCUAAUAACUUGUUCUAACCAGCCAGAAGAAGAGGAGGACAUCCAGGUCUACAUCCAGGUAGACCUGGAUGAAGAGCACGUUGACUUUGACUGA